CAGUCAUUCACAUUUUUCUCACUAGGCCUAGCUAGCAUUACUAUUGUGAGCGAGCAGUGUGCUGUGAUGAUACGGACGGGUGACUGGUCGUUUUGUGAAUGUGACGGGCGUGUGUGAUUAUAAGACUAUCUAGUUACACAGGUGCAGCCCUGACUACCGAGUAAAAACCACUAAUUAUCUUACGCUAUGUAAAGUUGUGGUCAGCCCGUGAAAUGUGGGGGUAGAAGUAUUCUGACAGCGCCCCGACACCACGUGGAGGAUAGUCGUGAGCAGCUCUGAAGUUUAUAAACACACUGCUACUUGAAGAAAGUGGUGUGAAUUCUUAGUUUUGACAACUGUCCUUGGAACGUGGUAUUUGUGAAUAUUUCUCUUUGGAAUUAAGAGACCAGCUAUGGGUCAAAACGGAGGGGAGACCGAGGCGGCGGCCUCUACAGUGACUGUGGUGAAAUCCAAACUAGUGGUGGUAGGAGACUGUGGGUGUGGUAAAACUUCCCUCAUCAAACGAUACGUUCAGGGAGAGCACAAAGAUACCUAUACACCGACAGGUUUCGACACCUACACGGCGACAUACCACGUCUCCGACACGUACAAAAUACAGAUGUCGAUUUGGGACACAUCUGGAGACAGUGGCUAUGAUCGAGUGCGCCCCCUGUCAUACAGUGAUGCAGAUCUAAUUCUGGUUUGUUUUUCCGUUGCCGAUCCUGAAACCAUGGAUGCUGUCAUUUCUAAGUGGUACGGAGAGGUACGGGAACACUGUCCCACACAGCCUAUAAUCCUAGUGGGCUGUAAAACUGACCUGAAGUCGGACACAGACUUCACAGCCAGGCUCGCCCGAAAGAAACAGUCCAUGGUUACCUAUGACCAGGGUCUGAAGACAGCCAAACACAUCGGUGCUCUCGUGUAUUCAGAAACGUCAUCCAAGACGUCACACAGGAGUGUAUGUGACGUUGUCGAGGUAGCUGCUCUUUCUUCCGCCGGAAAUAAAAGUCCCGCAGAAACGACGAACUUUAGACGACAGAGGUCAUUUAUCAAGCGUAAACGCUUCAGCGGUAUGGGUGAAGCAAAGGUCCAUUUACGGAAGGAAGCGGCAAAGAGCUGUGUCGUUAUGUGAACUUUGGCCUAUGACCUUUUUGUCUCAUAUCAAGUUCAUAGAUCAUAUUCUUACAAGUGUUGUGAUACUUUUAAUUUAUCUUUCAUUAUAUUGAUAACGCUAGACUUAGCCAAAGCAAUAUUUGCUCAAUGUUGAGAUAUAAGAGGAAAGAACGCUUCAUCACUUAAUGAGUGUAAUUUGUUUUAUAUUGAUGACAAGAUAAUGUCAGUACACAGUACAAGAAACAGCAAGAUAGACCGUUGAUGUGCGCUGGCAACGUCAGCCAUCAGUCAACAAUGCCCAGGACAGAUUCGGUCAAGAGAAAAUUACAGACUUGUAUGUUGUGUACGCUGAUAAGAAGAAUGUAUCUUCUGGAAAAAAGAUUUCAUCAGUUUGAAAGAAGCUUUCCGUGGACGCUAUGCUUGUAUGUUUUGAUAAUGACAUCCUAGUGACGUCAGAUGCGAAUUUUGGUUAGUGAGUUAAGUGUGAACCACACAAAUGGUGCCCAGCUAUCUAGUCAUAAACAGAGACGGUUGUACUGCUCAUUGUCCGUUGUAUAUUGGAUUGCACGUGCGUUAUUUGUGUCUGUUUUGUUCGCUUCCGGUUCAUCAUGAAUCCUGUUUACUAUGGUGACAGACGAGCUUAACCAGACAUCUACAUUCAGAAUGACUAUAUUAUAUACCAUUUGUGUUUUUUGAUUAUAAUUUAUUUAUAUUUAUUUAAUAAUAAAAGGAUGUGAGAAGUGUAUAAACCAUAUAGAUUGUACCAGAUGACGUUACAUUCACCUUAUACUAGUGAUUGUGCAAAAUGACCAUGUGAGCCUCUGGUUCAUUCAAUAAUCCAGAACGAAGGAGAUUUAUUAUUAAACAGGACACAUUGAUAAUGCAUGAAAGAGGGAGUGAAGAGAGCGAAGCUAGACAGGAAGACGACCUGCAUCAAAGGGAGAUAACGCUAGUUAUGUAGAUAAUAGACUGGAUUACCUGCCUUAGUUUUAUUUCUCUUCGCUGGAUAGUAUGAAAAAAAUACGGCAGGCAAUCCAGACUGUGUAGCUUACCACAGGGAUUAUUAUAGUCUAUCCCAGGGUUCCUUGCGAUACAUUUGUGAUUACAGAAUAUUUCAAUGAACCCUGGGGUUAAAUGAAGAUGUAUGCACGUUCACAUGAUAUGGUCUAAAAAUAGACCGAAAAAAGAAAUAUGAUUUUCUGUGGUAGACACUAUAGAACUAAGACUUGGAUAACUGUCUCUACUUGUUGUUUAUCCAUUAAAUGAAGUUUUACUUCUGCAUAAUACUUUAUACAUUGUUAAAAAUGAACGUUUUUUUUUUUUUUUUUAUAUAUGGACGGAUGGACACACAUUGUCUGUUUGUAUACUUACAGAAGGAAAACGCCCGUCUUUGUUUAUUUAAUAUGAUGGAUGAUAUACGGGUAAUUCUAUGGUAAGAUCGUUGUGCAAGAUUAUUUCACUUUUGCCAAGUAUUUACAGAAGUCCCAAACAUUAGAUAAAUAGUAUUGUCUGUUAAAACGUACGAGUGGACUAAUAGCUCUCAAAUAAAACAAUGGAUAAAUAUAAAGGUAUACGUCUUUAUGAUUGAGUGUACCACAUUUUUGGAACUCUCCUGUCAAUUGAAUUGUAUGGUAUUGUAGAUUAGUGAUGGUUGUAUGAAAGGUUGUCGUUGUUUGACGCUUGGUAUCCUUUUGUUAUAAUACAAAUGUCUUUCAUCCAUUGUACAUGUUAUUGUUUUGUUUCUGUUGUCAGUUGGAGGACAUUUCUGCCAAAACGCGCAUGUGUUUAAGCAUUCCCAUUCUUUUUAUUUACAUGUCUUAUAACAGGCUGUAAGCAUUUUCAUCGGUAAAAAAACAUGGCGUCACACUGCUUUGCGAGGUAUUGAUAAAAAAAAUGCAGUAUGGCUUCAUAAACCGUGGAGAUUUUUCUUCUCUGUCAGAAACUGGAAUUUUGGAUGAAAGAUUGUUUUCUUUGAAAUUGAUAAAAUGAUAGAAAACGAUUCCCUAACUGGUGAUGGUUGGUUAUCCUGUCUGUCCGUAUGAAAUCUCUAAUCAGACAACCAUGUUAACUAAUCAUCACUGGUGGGAGAACUUCCUAACUCACAAUUCUGUCAUAUUUCUUGUUGGUAUUCCAGCAGUAGAGAACUAUUGGUUUAGAGAACACAACAUGUUGCUAGGAAACUUUAAUUCUCCUUACUUUUUCUUUGCUAUUCUUGAUUUUGGAGAGAAAACUAAAACAAAGCUAUGACUUGAAUUAUAAGAUAUCGCAAUAAACUAUUUCCGAAUGAAAGCUUUCCUUUGUAGGCUAUAUAGUCUCCUUCACAUCGUGGGAAAACAAUUGUUUUUAAUGUCAGUGAAAUUGCGUGGGAUGAAGUGGGCUUUCAGAAGGUAAAUAGAGAGAUUGUAGGGGUACCCAUUGGAUACAGCGAGAACGAGGGGUACCCAUUGGAUACAGGGAGAACGAGGGGUACCCAUUGGAUACAGCGAGAACGAGGGGUCCCCAUUGGAUACAGCGAGAACGAGAGGGUAUCCAUUGGAUACAGCGAGAACGAGAGGGUAUGCAUUGGAUACAGUGAGAACGAGGGGGUAUCCAUUGGAUACAGCGAGAACGAGAGGGUAUGCAUUGGAUACAGUGAGAACGAGGGGGUAUCCAUUGGAAACAGCGAGAACGAGGGGUACCCAUUGGAUACAGCGAGAACGAGGGGUACCAAUUGGAUACAGGGAGUUCGAGGGGUACCCAUUGGAUACAGCGAGAACGAGUGGUUCCCAUUGGAUACAGCGAGAACGAGGGGUACCCAUUGGAUACAGCGAGAACGAGAGGGUAUCCAUUGGAUACAGCGAGAACGAGAGGGUAUCCAUUGGAUACAGUGAGAACGAGGGGGUAUCCAUUGGAUACAGUGAGAACGAGGGUUAUUCGUGGGAUACAUAUGCCAUUGUUAUUCCAGACUUAUAAACGAGAGGAUUUUGACGAGCAAUGGACAUAAAUAAAUUCAUGAAUA
Molecule: messenger RNA, 4090 nt
Organism: Mizuhopecten yessoensis (Yesso scallop)
Lineage: Eukaryota; Metazoa; Mollusca; Bivalvia; Pectinida; Pectinidae
Product: rho-related GTP-binding protein RhoE-like
Exons: 5
Coding region: 392-1111 (239 amino acids)
Biological process (GO): small GTPase-mediated signal transduction
Molecular function (GO): GTPase activity; GTP binding
Source: RefSeq, a predicted model, not a curated record